Molecule: messenger RNA, 1694 nt
Organism: Aricia agestis (brown argus)
Lineage: Eukaryota; Metazoa; Arthropoda; Insecta; Lepidoptera; Lycaenidae
Gene: TfIIA-L
Product: transcription initiation factor IIA subunit 1
Exons: 1
Coding region: 310-1308 (332 amino acids)
Biological process (GO): transcription by RNA polymerase II; transcription initiation at RNA polymerase II promoter
Cellular component (GO): transcription factor TFIIA complex
Source: RefSeq, a predicted model, not a curated record
UUGUAGGUUAUAUUUUAGUCGUCAGUUGUCAAAAUUUAUGUUCGUAUUUUGUAGAGUUUCUGCAUUACAUAGUGGAAAUAAAAAGCUAAAUCUACAGAAAAGUGCUAACACGUUAUCGAUUAAUAUUUGGGUCGAGUGAAAAGCGUUCCAUAGUAUAAUGAUCGCGUGGCUCCGAGUAUAAUAAUCUGACAUUGAGAUGCUAAUACAACGAUACGCACUUCUGGUUACGUGAAAAACCAAAUUGUGUUUAUCCUCAAAGAAGUUGAAUAUACUUUCUACGCGAGUGUUCGUUCUCAAAAAUAUUCCAAGAUGACUAUGAGUCAGUCGGCCGUUUUGAAACUUUACAAUACUGUCAUGGACGAUGUAAUCACUGGUGUUCGGGACUGCUUCCUAGACGACGGGGUCGACGAACAAGUCCUACAGGAGCUCAAACAGUUGUGGCGAACGAAAUUACAAGCCAGCGGGGCCAUGGACCCUCCGGAACCGGAGGGGCCGACCGGGCCGCCGCCUCCCGUGCUACAGAAUUUCCAAAAAGCCAACGGCGGUAACCUACUUCAGAAACGACCAGAUUUAGUCCAAGGCUCGAGCCAGGGCUCCAGCCUACACGGUGUGCCUUCGGGUAUGUCUUCAGGUGGCCACCCUCAUCAUGUCCUCGAUCCUAACAACAAAGUGCCAGUGCAACUAACCCUACCCGCUCAACCUGGGGUGCCGGGCUCCCAGCCUAGAUCUUUCACAAUACAGAUACCGGCCUCCGCUCUUAAUGGAAACAAAUUACAUCAAGUAUUGACUGGACCGAUUAUAAAUGCCACCAUAAACUUGCCCCAACCUCUAGCGGCGACAUUAUUACAGCAACAUAUUAAUUCGGCACUGGCGGGCCAACAGAAUGAAUUUGACGGUGGCGGUGGUAGAAGCGGAGCUGCACCUUUUUUGCCCCAGGAUCAUGCAAUAUUUUCCUUGGACGGUGCAUUGGAUUCUUCCGAUGAUGACGGGUCAAAUGCUGGGGAUGGCUCUGAUGAUGCAGGCGGUGAUGACGAUGACGAUGAGGAGUCUGCCGAGGAGCGAGCCGAGGAGGAAGAAGAGGAGAGAGAUGAGCUCGGGGGAGCUGAGGAGGAGCCCCUCAACUCUGGAGACGAUGUAUCCGACGAGGAACCCGGAGACAUGUUUGACACAGAUAAUGUGGUUGUGUGUCAAUAUGACAAGAUUACUCGCAGUCGUAAUCGGUGGAAAUUCUAUCUCAAAGAUGGUAUUAUGAAUUUGUCGGGCAAAGAUUAUGUUUUUCAAAAAGCCAAUGGUGAUGCAGAGUGGUAAGAGUUACUGAAACUUCUGUAAAUUUUUGUAAUUUAUGUAGGUUUUUCUUUUGGUUUAAAUUGGUACCUUGACCUGGAGAAGGCAGUAUUUAAAUAUGGUAUUGGCUGCGCAAUAUAACUUAAAAUACAUCAAUGUACUUCAAAUGUAAAUUUCAUUUUCAAUGGUAUGGUUAAGUUGAAAUAAAAGGAAGGGAAUCAGCUCAAUUUGUAAUUGUGUAAGUUACUUUGACAGUGAUGAUGUGCUGACCUUUAAGCAACAUGUAAUUAAAGAUGUGAAUGUUUGAUGUUGUGUACUUAGCUUCGCUUUAUAUUUAACUCAUUUUGAAUCAUAUCAAUGUUCAGAUUCACUUGUAUUAUUCUAUAGCUUUGUCCUAUAAUUAUAUUAUU